Messenger RNA from Strongylus vulgaris, 678 nucleotides. Lineage: Eukaryota; Metazoa; Nematoda; Chromadorea; Rhabditida; Strongylidae. The record is from the annotation of a GenBank genome assembly.
AUGUGUCUUAGCGUUGUUGCUCUACGGCUCCCUUCAAGCUUGUUCCUUCUUGUAGCGGUUCUUCGUACCAUUCCAACUCUAAGAGAUGACCGUCUUCGUACCGAGGUACAAUGGACUAUCGCAUCUUUAGCCUUAGCCCACUCUUUAAAAAGUGAUUUGCCUCAAAUCACUAGGACAUUUUUAGUAGAUAAACAAAAGCUUUUGGAAGGCGCCUUAGUUACUAUGGAAGGCCAAUUCCCUCUUCCUGGUUUUAACGUCUCUAAGUGGAAUUCCGUAGAAUCUGCACCUUCAAAAUCCAAUGAAGCGCAAGUGUUCAUUCAGAAGAAUAGCGCAAUUAUUGGGGUGAAUAAAGAUCAAAAUUUGGAAAUUACGUCAAGAACCGUCGUUGGAAGACACUGCUGGAUUUUGGAGCCACAUAAGGUGGAGCGGAAGGAGUGUCGCAACGUGAAUGCAUGGUUACUGAAAGAAGCGCAAAGAGGCCGUCGAGCAGGACGUGACUCAGUAGGUAUCCUUGGGACCAUGGAUGACCCAUUUGACGCAUUACCACGUCCCAACAAUACAAUGAAUACUAAAUGUUCACCUGAGUGGAUGAACAUUCUCGAAAGCAGCAGAAGACAGCCUCAACCUCUAAAACCAGUGCCUCCAGCGAACAACAAACCAGUUGUGUCUAGAAAAUAA